Messenger RNA from Silurus meridionalis, 2308 nucleotides. RefSeq names its product secretory carrier membrane protein 4 (gene scamp4). Gene Ontology annotation, biological process: protein transport. Gene Ontology annotation, cellular component: recycling endosome membrane; trans-Golgi network membrane. The transcript has 7 exons. NCBI's taxonomy places the organism in Eukaryota, Metazoa, Chordata, Actinopteri, Siluriformes, Siluridae. Bases 121 to 816 code for a protein of 231 amino acids. The record is from RefSeq and is a predicted model, not a curated record.
CCCUCUAUAAAAACUACAUUUCCCAGAAGCACCCCAGAUCCGUUUCCGUUAUUCUCCAGGAUUCUCCAGCAUUUCUAUCCUUAUCCAUAGCAAAGUUAGUAUUCCCACAGAAACCUGAAAAUGACAGAGCGAGUCAACAACUUCCCCCCUCUGCCCAAGUUCAUGCGCAUCAAGCCGUGUUUCUACCACAAUGUUGACGAGGAAAUUCCUCUCCCUCACCGCCAGAUUGUUCACAGAGUUUACAAGCUUUGGAUCUUGUACUCGAUCGCGCUCUGCGUCAACCUGGUGGCUUGUAUAGCUUGGGUGGCGGGUGGAGGCAGCUCGGUCAACCUGGGGCUCGGGCUCCUGUGGCUCGUGCUGUUCAGUCCCUGCGGAUACACCUGCUGGUUCAGGCCUCUUUACAAAGCGUUUAGGGCUGACAGUUCCUUUAACUUCAUGACGUUCUUCUUCAUUUUCUUCCUUCAGUGUGUCCUCGCUUUCAUUCAGACCCUGGGAAUAAACAACUGGGGUGCAUGUGGCUGGAUCGCUACAGUGAUUUUUUUCGGCACUAACGUGGUCUCUGCUGUGUUUAUGCUCAUCGCCACUCUGCUCUUCACUCUAGUCACUGUGCUUAUGGGCCUGGUUUUGAUCAGGGUUCACAGGUUAUACCGUGGUGGUGGAGGCAGCAUGCAACGUGCCCAGGAAGAAUGGAGCACCGGCGCGUGGAAGAGUGCCCCUGUGAGAGAUGCCAGCUUCCACACUAUUACCGAGACCGGCCCCAGUCUGCCCCAGUACCCCGCUUCUGUACCCAGCUACCCAGAAAACAGGCCGUGGUGAUAAACCACUCAGGACUCAGCAUGACUGUGAAACACUGAAGACAGAAACAGGAUUUAAUAAACUCCGCUGUACAUUUGUUUACAAACUUCAUCACAAAAAUUGCCAAAUAAGACACGCUGUUUGGCCAUAAGUUUGUGGACACCCGAACGUAAGAUUGGUAUCUGCUUUCUGAACAUUCCGUUUCACAUUUAGGUCCUUAUUUGCUCUUAUAAUAACCUCCUCUGAGAAGAUAGAUCAGUCAAGAUGUUGCUCUGAGAUUUUUAAAGCUACAAGAGUGUAAGUAAAGUCAGGUACUAAUGUAGGUGAGGUGAGGAGGCCUGGGGGUGCACUCAGCAUUCCAGUUAAUCAGUUUGAAUAGGGGUGAGGUCAGAGCUCAAUAGCAGGCAACUCAAUAUCUUUCACUUCUAUUUUCAUUUAUGGGGUUUGGCGGACGUAAUUAUCCAGAGCGACUUACAACUAAAGCAAGGGGCCUAAACUAAGCUCAAGGGCCCAGCAGUGGCAGCGUGGUCAUGCUUGGAGUUACACUCACGAUCAGAAGUCCCGCAUAUUAACCACUGAGCUUCCACUGACCAUGCUGGAACAGGUUUGGGUCUCCAAGCUCAAGUAAAGGGAAAAUGUACUACUUUAUACCAGCAUCCAAAGGCAUCCUAUACAAUCAUGUGCCUCCGACUCGGUUUAAAAUAUAACUUUGCAUAUAACUGGAACAUUCGGGUGUCCCAAUACUUUUGGUCAUACUGCUUACAUCUUAAUGACGUUCUGAACAAUGCGAUGACAUUACAGUAUAAAAUAUUCGAUCGGAUCGAUGUUUGUUUUUCCAGAUCCUUUCAGUCUAAAUGUGAAAUGUUACACUAAAAAUCGCAAAAAAAAAAAGAUGUUUAUUUUGCCAAAUGAUGCCUUACAUAACAAAAACUGCACAUCUUAAACCAGAAUAUUCUUUAAUUGUCAAAAAUUGACGUGUCAUAUUCCAUCUGCCUUUUUGAUUCACUGACCAUGUGCACAGGAGUUGCACGCUUCUCAGCUAGCCAAGAACAUUCCUUUUUUUUUCCCCUUAUUUUUCUUGUCUGAGAUCCUGAAUUUCUCUUCUAUUAUAUCUAGCAUGCGCUUUAUUAUAUUUAGCAUGGUCAAAAUAUAUAUCUCUAUUUUUCUAUUUUAUUUAGAUCGCCAAAUUAUUCCGAAUGGAAAACCGUUCCGCCAGGAUUCGUAUUAGAUCGCUCCUGUUUCUAUCAUCUGCUUCCUGAUCUCACUGCUUCUGAUUUCAGUGCCAUGAUGAUCAGAGAUCCAUUCCCAGCUGUAUAUAAACUUUCCUUUGUGUAAUGUUCCGAUUAGGACCAUUGUGUUUACAAACGGCUGAACCGUGUGAAGUGUGAAUGACUGAAUGGAUCAACUUUACUUGAUUAACACAAGUAAUAACAUUUAUGUUUAAUAAGAUUGUACAACUCUAAAAAAAAAAUGUCUUAAGCUAGAUCACUAAUAAAAACAUUUCUUUUUUGAA